AUGAUGCAUCAGUUCAUGGAGAAUCAACAGCAAGUCCUUGAAGGAAUGAAGCAAUGCGCCAAAGAUAACAAAGAUCUUGGUUUCAAGUUGGAUAGCAUGUAUGAUCAUCUUUACAAGAAUAACCAGGAGCUGUAUGAGAGAUUUAUCAAUCUCUCUAAUCAUGUUAAGAUGGUGGAAGUGCAAGUUUCCCAAAUUGCAGAAGGAUCCAAGAGACAAGCCAAUGUUCUUCCGGGAAAAGUGGAGGAGAACCCUAAGUUUUGCAAGGUGAUAACAACCAAGAAGAAGAUGCGGUUUCACCAGCCCCUAGAGUUAAUCAACCUCCAAGCAUCAUGUGACAAGGCGUGA
Molecule: messenger RNA, 345 nt
Organism: Microthlaspi erraticum
Lineage: Eukaryota; Viridiplantae; Streptophyta; Magnoliopsida; Brassicales; Brassicaceae
Source: the annotation of a GenBank genome assembly